AUGUUUAGUAAAUAUUUAAGUAAUCUUAAUAGUAAAUGUUAUAUUACACAAAAUUAUUUGUGAGAACUUAGAAUAAGUUUGUGAAACAUUAUUAUCUUAAAUCUUGAUUGUGAAAUUAUGUCUCAAAAUAAUGACCAGGAGAAUACUCCAAACAACGAAAGAAACCAAAGCCCAUUACAGACAGAAAAUGCCAUUUUUGGUAAUGAAGGACGAUCCCUGAAGAUCUCAUGGCACAACCUGAACUACACAGUGAAGGCAAAGUACACAAAUGAAGAGAAGCAGAGGCUUGGAGUGGACCAAAAGUAUUAUCAGAAGGAAAUUGUCAAAAAUGCUUCUGGCUAUUGCCAAAAAGGAGAUGCACUGUUUAUCAUGGGAUCUUCUGGGGCUGGCAAAACUACUCUACUCAACAUCCUCUCUGAUCAGAUUUCCAAGAAGAAGGAUACAUCUUUGGAGGGCCAAGUACUGAUCAAUGAUUCGAUUAAAGUGACCAGUGAUAAUUUUGGCUCUUUUGCUGCGUACGUAACCCAGGAUGAUUACCUUUUUGAGUCAUUUACAUGUGAAAAAUGUAUUGAAUUUGCAGCAAGGCUCCGUCUUAACUUGUCAAAAGAGGAAACUGCAUCCAGAGUUGAAGAUAUCAUCGAGAAGAUGGGCCUCCAGAAGUGCAGAAAGACCAUGGUCGGCAAUGAACGUCUCAAAGGGCUUAGUGGAGGCGAGAAGAGGAGAACUUCUAUGGCUGUCGAACUUGUGACUAAUCCGGAUAUUCUCUUUCUCGAUGAGCCUACUUCUGGGCUUGAUAGCUUCACUGCUCAAAAGAUCGUAGCUUUACUUGUUGAUUUUGCGAAUAAAGGAAAGACUGUAAUUGCUACAAUCCAUCAGCCAAAUUCAGAGGUUUUCCAGAGUUUUCCUAAACUACUGUUGUUAAUGGAUGGCUACACGAUUUAUCAAGGAGAGACUAUGGCUAGUGUUGAUCAUUUCAAAUUACUCGGAUACCCAGUUCCAGAAUUUUCAAACCCUUCUGAUUUCUACCUGAAAGAGUUCUACAUUAGCUUUGAGAGAACCAGGGAUGAGGAAGACAAAAUGAGAGUCUUGGUUGAUGGAUAUGAUAAACAGAUUCAUCCUCAAAUUGAAGCUGGGAUGAAAAGCACAAACUAUGACGAAGUUACUGAGAAAGAAUUACAAAAAGGAAUGACCCGAGCUGGCUUUUUAUUACAGUUUUGGAUCCUUCUGAGCCGCUCUACCUAUAAUGUAUUCUUCCAUCCUAUGAUCAUUAAGUUUAAAACAGUCGGAGUGUUGACAAUUGCUCUUGUAUGUAUGGCAGUUCUGUGGGAUCCAGGAGAGGAUAGAGAAGGUAUCCGAGGAACGAUUGGUUCGUUUUUAUUCAUCACAGCUACCUUCACAUUUGCUCCCAUUGCCACGACGGUAAGGUCCUUUUCUGCAGAGAAGCCAGUGUUUAUGAAGGAGUAUAGCAAUAAGACUUAUGGCCUAAUUCCAUAUGCAAUCUCAAAUUCACUAGUAGAGAUACCUUUUGAGUCAACAUAUGCAGCGAUAUUUGCUAUUAUUGUAUACUUUUCAAUGGGGCUUGAAAUCGAUGCUGGCAAGUUCUUCAUCUUCUUUUUAGCAAUAACAAUGAACUCCUUUUGAGCAAUGUCAAUGGGAUUAUUCCUAUCAGCUGCUGUGCCUAAUGAAGAAUCUGCCGUUGCUUUGACUAAUUUGUUUGUUGCUCCUGCACUACUUUUAUGUGGAGUCCCAGUCAAUCUUGGAACACUUGAUCCAUGGGUUAGUUGGCUGACGUAUAUCUCUCCUCUAAGAUAUACAGUUGAGAUAUUGGUGAGAAAUGAGUUUGAAGGAAGAGCUUUCUCCGGUCUCGAGAAUCCAGUAAGCAUGCUGGAGUACAAUCUAAGCAUUCCAUUCAACUUUGGGAUGCUGGCAAUCCUCAUUCUGCUAUUCCGAGCUCUGGCUGUCUUAUUCUUGAGGCUGACGUCAAAGAGAUAAGUUAAGGAGUUUUCAAUUUAAAAAACUGUAGAUGGG
Messenger RNA from Moneuplotes crassus, 2028 nucleotides. The record is from the annotation of a GenBank genome assembly. NCBI's taxonomy places the organism in Eukaryota, Ciliophora, Spirotrichea, Euplotida, Euplotidae.